Molecule: messenger RNA, 1462 nt
Organism: Plutella xylostella (diamondback moth)
Lineage: Eukaryota; Metazoa; Arthropoda; Insecta; Lepidoptera; Plutellidae
Product: ribosomal L1 domain-containing protein CG13096
Source: RefSeq, a predicted model, not a curated record
GUGCCCAACUGUCAAAGUGCUCAAUGCUCAAGUAAGUAAAGUAUUUCCCCACGCGCGUAAUAACCUCAAAUCGGUGAAUUUAAGUAUUUUUUUGAUAUUAUUGUUGGUGCACAUUGGAAUUUAUUGUAAAAUGUUGGCAACGGGUAUGAUGAAAAAAAGGGGAAACAAUGAUAAAGUACAGAAGUCUGGAAAAAUAGCAAAGAAACAGAAAGUGAAGGCUAAUAAAAAUGUUGUUUCGACAUCACCGCAAGGACCACAAAUAAAAGCAAUGAAGAAAGCCGUUAAGCCACCCAAGAUUCCUCCUCCUCAACCGCAAGCUGUAGUGAAAAAGACAGCUUCUAAAAAAGCUCAAGUGAAGGGGACUAAAGAUAAUGAAGUGAAAGAAAUAAAACUUGAGAAGCCAACUGAAAAUGGCCAAAGUACCACGAAGAAACGUUACACAAAACCUUCAAAAUUUAUAAAUGAUAAACUAGUUGAUUUAUGUUUGAGUGCAGUACUGAAAUUAGCUGAGGACAGUAAAAAGAGUAACAAAAUACUUGAAGAUGAAACAGCGAUCUUUGCAGAAAUCCACUGCAUGAAAAUUCAAAAUACUAAAGGAAACAUAAGUUUUGUGCUACCACACUCAACUGUUUCAUUGAAUGGAGAAGUGUGCUUAAUAACUCCUGACCUGAAGAAGGGAAAAAAGAUUGAUCAUGAGCCGACGGUGGACCACUGGGAGGAGCAGUUGAGGAAGGCUGGUGUCUCUAAUGUGAAAACUGUCCUGCCCAUGAGGCAACUGCGAGUAGAAUAUGACCAAUUUGAACUGAAACGAAGACUGCUGACCCAGCACGACUUCAUCAUGGUGGACUCCAGAGUGCUCAACCACGUGUCACACAUCCUAGGAAAGAUGUUCUUCAAAAAACACAACAUGCUCAUCCCUGUUAGAGUGAAAGAGAAUGAGAAACUGAAGAACUCUAUAGAUGUUGGUCUCCGCACUGCCAUGCUUAGGUUGAAUGUGGGAGAGACGUCAACUAUUCUUGUUGGUCACACAGGCAUGUCGAAAAAAGAUAUCCAAGAGAAUGUCCUGGCUUUAGUGAAACAGCUGAAGGAAAAGUUUCCAGGUGGAGAGGCCAACAUUAGGUCUAUUGCACUGAAACUACCUUUGUCUCUGUCUGUGCCCCUGUAUGUCACUCUGAGAUCAGCCAACACCAUAUUCCCACCAAAACUAGUAAGAAAGGUACCUAAAAACUUCAAGGUGGUUGAAGAUGAGCUAUCCACCAUGCCAGGAAGCAGGGUGGCUGUUGCACCUGAUGGCACAGUGCACAUCAAGAGGAGACCACAGAAUGAAGACAGUGACAUGGAGCAAGACAUUAACGAAAACGAAGAAACAGACAAAGAAAUAGAAGAUGAUGAUGGUGAAAAAUCAGAGUAAUGUAGUAACGUAAAUUUAUUUUAUAAUAAUAAAGAUUUACACUUACAAAAA